UUCCAACAGUAACCUUAAUGAACAGUCGGAUAUAUUUAAAAAAAUAAUUUCACGGACGGAAUAUGAUAUACGCCAUAUUGAAAUUUGAAGGCCAGCUGUAGCAUACCAUGCAAUGGAUACAACAGAAGCCAAUAUUUAAUGAAUUAAGCUUCCGACUUGCUGUGGGAAAGGACCCAAAUCCGCUCUAACGUCAAUUGCUUGACCAAUUUAUGCAUAAAGAUACCAUCACGGAAAGCAUCAAUCAAUGUUUAUGCCGUUUCAAAUGAAUAGUUAUCAAGUUUAUCUAAAUUUGACAUAUCACAUAGGAAAGAUUCACUGCCGAACAAAACAGGAAUUGGGCAGCACUUUUGUUGUCAAAAUGUACAGGCUGAUCCUCGGGCCAGUGGUAAUCAUUUGAAUGUUUUAUUUUAAACAUUUGUUAUCCGGUAAACAUUUCUUAAUCUUGCUGUUUACAAAUUGGAACCUCUGACUCGAUAUCCCGGCAAUAUUUCAGGAAGGACUCGCGGAUCGAUCAUCAGGACAUACAUGGUCGACGUCAUCGUGGCCGACGAAACGCCGCCGUCUAACGUGCACGUGAGUGUAUUGGACUACAUAUGGUGAAAUAACAUGGCGUAUAAUCAGUGACAUACGUCUAACUGGACUCGUUCCUCUGAAUAAAUAUUUUAAUGGGGCGAGAAUCCAUAAAUUCAGAAGCAAGCAGCGAAGAGCAAUGUACAUCCAUUGGAACGAGUUUGCAUUGGACCUGCCCGUCGGCGUUAUUGUGAAGAAAUCGAAUUUGCUUUAGUCAUGACGCAGUGUAGGAUAGUUCUAGGUGCACCAAUAUUCAUCAAGACGCGACAUAACAAAAGGUCAACCUUGAUAUGGAUCCGGUACGUGUUGUUUGGUUUACCAGAGGGACUGUUCGAUCAUCCUUUUUAUGCAAAGUUGUCAUCAACUACACUGUGUUCAAGUCAUUAUCGAGUAGUAGGUAUCUGCGACGCACAGACAACCUGAGCAAUUCACGUAAAUACAUUAAACGAUGUCUACAACAGAGGGACAACGUAGCGCCUGGCUGACCAUCGACUUUCUGUCCCUGCAAUUGAUAAGGACGGGGGCGUUCCAGGAGACUGGCGGAAUGACACGCCGAUCAUGGAGCCGACACUUGAGACGUAACAAAGUGCACCUUAUGUACAGAGUUUCCGGCCCUUGAAAAGGUCCACUUAUGUAAGAUGUACAGCACAACGCUCAAUCUUGCCAUUGAAACAAUCCAAGACCGAGAAGCAAGGCUACGUUCCUAAUAAAAAUAUUGAAGUUAUGUCGCUAAAGAGUGUGAAGUAGAUCCAACGAUCUGUGACGACGUGGACUACGUUGUCAAGAGCCAUGAAUGCUAUGUGAACAGAACGAGACUUUUCGUUCAGAUUGAAACGUUGAUUAUUCACCACGAACAGCGACAAGGCCACGCUGCGAGCAUUGUGAGAUGAUUUCCAUGUCACUUGCCUCUCGGGAAGUGUUUAGUGAAGUAGUUAAUAUUGUGAAGCUAAUAAUGAUUGUGCAUGCAAUGAGCAAUUAUUUAGCGGCCUUUCUCUGAUUUACGACAAACUUGCUGAGUGCUGACUAACAAGACUGGCGAAGGAUCGACUGAAUUUUUUUAUGUUUUUGCAUGCCAAUCAACAUGCAACGGACACAGUCCAAUGACCAAUGAGUUUGUGUCCGGUUGGAAACGCGGACUGUUCUUUUGGAAGGUUGAAGAACAAAAUUUAUACAGUGUUACGUCACUAUUUCUUGUAAUUGACGAAAUACGAAAUAGAAAUAGUACUAUUAAUGUAAUAUUAAUGCUUUGCAAGUAUUUUGUAUGACGGGUUGUAUUUAUUUGAUUAUAUGUAUGUGUGCGCGUGUAUUUUGCGUGCGUGUGUGCGUGCGUGCGUGGGAUGUUAUACAUUUAUGUGUUUGACUCUGCAUGCCUUGUUCAAUCUUAGUUGUAUUCCAUAUGCUCAAUAAUAUUGCAAUGUUUUCCGAGCGGUCUUUAUAAAUUAUACAAAGAGGAAGCCCUUUUAUGACCAGAAAAAUGAUUUAUAUUUUAAGUCAUAAAAUAACAUUCUUAUUAUCCAAAUAACGUUUAAUUGGCUUCUAAUGUUAACAUCAUCUCUCGUGCCACUUACAGAAAAAAACAUACGGCGCCAAAACAAGAUGUCCAGACCAGAAGCGUAUUAGUAUAAUGAUUAGAACUUGAAUAGUUACAAUGACUGCUCCCUUGUCUCUUAAAUGGUAGGAACUUUCCUAACCAGAACGCCUGCUUUAUCUCCGGACAAAUCCUACAGCGCUAUAAAACUUCCAGACCAGAAGCGCAUCAGAGUAUAAUGUCACUUGAAUAGUUACAUGCCUUGCCUCUAUAUUAUAACAAUACGAAAUGCCCUUCAUUGAGCAUGUUUUGUCUCUCAGGAAUCCGCGAAGCCAAAAAGCAAGCAGACCUUUACACUUACUGGGUUACCCUUUAACUCUUAAAAGCCUUAAUAAUAGAAUACCGCAGCGUUCUGAAAACCCAAAUGCGUUGACUGUGGUACAAACCCCCUUUUCCGUUGAAAGAACUGAGAUAAACACGUAUAGUGUUCAGGGACUAACUUCCAACGCCAGCACACAUGAUAAACCAGAAAACCUCAAGGUGAGAACAAAGCAUUAUAACUUUUCAGUGAGUGCAACUUUUGUACCAUCCAUGUGAAUUAACUGACGCUUCAUUCAACACAAGACUUCAGCUUUCAAACGCCAACACAAGGUGAUACAGAAAUGUGAAAAAUCUGAGAACUAAGAAAUAUGGCUUAAUAAUUGAGUGUAACUUUUGUCCCAGCAACUGUCCACAGGCGCAUUUCGGACUGAUAGCAUUAUGGGAUAGAAAAUGCGAAUUUGUGACUCUUCCAUGGUAUAAUUACCAUUAAAGGGUGGGGUACGUUGAAAUCGCCGAUGUACGCGACCUAAUUAAUUUUGUUAUAGACAAUUACUAUUAACUGGCAUUCGAUUGACUACUGUACCUAAGACAACGCGAAAUAUUAAAUAAUUUUGACGUUACAGUAUGAGAUUUUGAUAGAAUUAGGUUGCAUAAUCGGUAAAUUUAACGUACCCAAAUCAUCACUGUGUGGAAAUGGACACCGGAUAUAGCUCAAAAAGUGAUAAGUAAACAGACAAUUAUACAGUUGUUUUUCUUAACCAGAGAGAGACAAACAAUGGAGCCAAGAAUGCUGGACCUGCCGCGACAAACAAUUCAGAUACUUCUUACAAUAAGCACAUUGGCCAUCGCAGUUCAACCUGAAAAUAAUAUAUCCACGGUGGACAACCAGGUCGUGCUAGUCCCAGACGAGCAGAGGCUAUAUGAAAACCUCAUGUACGGUUACGAGAAAUCUGUGAGACCCGUCAGAAAUUCCUCAACAGUGCUCAUUGUGAGGUUCGCACUGCACCUCAACCAGAUUAUCGGGCUGGAUGAACGCCACCAGGUGCUGACAACCAAUGUUUUUAUAGACCAGCAAUGGAUUGACGACAAUUUAGGCUGGGACCCGGAGGAUUACAACAACAUCAAAUCAAUCCGGAUACCAGCCAAUAAUGUUUGGCUUCCGGAUACCUUCAUUUACAACAAUGCCGAUGGCGGAUCUACUGGGUUCAUGAAAGGGACGUAUGUGCUGGUCAACCAUAACGGAACAAUCCUUUGGCCCGUACCCGUCAAACUAAAGAGCUCUUGCAAAGUGGAUAUCACAUACUUUCCUUUUGAUGAUCAGAUGUGCUUUCUGAAGUUUGGUUCUUGGAUCUACAGCGGUGAUUGGAUUGAUUAUGAAACAAUGUACGACGACAGGUCCAUCGAACUCUCCACCUAUGUCAACAACAGCGAAUGGGACUUGCUUUCUGUUGUCCUCGAAAAGGGUUUCAGAACUCAAUCCUGUUGUGAGGACUUGUAUCCAGACUUGACAUACACGCUGUACGUUCGCCGAAAGACGUUCUACUACAUUUUCAAUAUCAUUGUACCAUGCAUUAUGCUGUCAAUUCUCACAUUGUUGACAUUCUGGUUGCCUCCAACCUCCGGAGAGAAGAUUACGCUGGGUCUAUCAGUAUUCCUUGCUUUCUCGAUGUUUAUGUUGCUUAUCGCUGAGGAGGUGCCCGCAACAUCAGAGGCUGUACCUCUGAUCGGCAUAUAUCUCUGCGUUGUGAUGACCUUGACCUCGGUGUCCGUUAUAAUGGCUGUGAUGGUCAUCAACCUUUACAACAGAGGAGCUAAAACUCGGAGGGCGCCAAAAGUGGUUCGAAUACUUGCCCUGAAAUGGAUAUCAUUUGUGCUGAGAAUGCGGCAUGACCUUGAGCGUCUUGUGGAUUCAAUCAAUCUGGAGAAUGAUACCGAAAUCGACACAAGAAAGGCUUCCUUCAAAAAUCGAAGACAAACCUCCAUGCGUCGCACAAGAGAAACGGCAUUGUCCUCGAUUCAUGAAUACACCAUUUCUCGACAAAACACCAUACGUCGACGCCAUAGCAGCUCAGAAAAUCCUGGAGGGGAAGACAACGAUAUAAAUGAAAUUACACCAUUAAAUAUUAUUGAACCGGAAGCUGGUCCAGAAGCAGAAGUUAUUUGGUUAAGAAGAGAUGAAGUGUACCCAGCCACUUCCCCGCAGACUAAUUCCUUUGAGCUUGAGGUCCCCAAACCAUGUAGCCAUCAAGAGCAUAAUAACACUCUCGAAGCAUCAAGGAAAGCGGGACCCAAGCGUGAAAGGUUUGAAAAACGUGCCAGACCAAAACGGGUUAAAACUACAGCUGUUAAACCGUGUCACAUUAGUAGAGACUUUUCACCAAAAAAAGGUGAUAUAAAAAGUGAAAUUUACUUUCGAAAACUAAUCGUUGUGGAGUGGCAGAGAAUAGCCGCGGUGGUUGACAGGGUGUUGUUUUGGGUGUACUGUAUUGGCACAUUUGUAGCAUAUCUGUUAAUACUUGUAAUCGUUCCAAAUCAAAACUAUGCGCUUUGGAAUGCGAAAAUUCAGCCAAACCCAAAUAUCCGAUCAGACAGUCGUUAUACCAUGUGAAAAAACACAAUAUUCCGUAAUUUCAAAUUAUAAAUAUUGGCAUUUUUUUGGCUGUAUAGCUGUCUAUUUAUGCUUGAAACUUCAUUCAACGUUAAAUUUGUUGUACUUUGUAAUGCUUGUUUGUACCUGUA
Messenger RNA from Mya arenaria, 5158 nucleotides. RefSeq names its product neuronal acetylcholine receptor subunit alpha-5-like. Gene Ontology annotation, molecular function: transmembrane signaling receptor activity; acetylcholine-gated monoatomic cation-selective channel activity. NCBI's taxonomy places the organism in Eukaryota, Metazoa, Mollusca, Bivalvia, Myida, Myidae. Gene Ontology annotation, biological process: regulation of membrane potential; monoatomic ion transmembrane transport; signal transduction. The transcript has 9 exons. Bases 3195 to 5027 code for a protein of 610 amino acids. Gene Ontology annotation, cellular component: neuron projection; postsynaptic membrane; synapse. The record is from RefSeq and is a predicted model, not a curated record.